ACUGCAACUCGCACGCGAUUUUUCCGCCUGUCGCUCUUUUUCGAUUCCACGACCCACGUUUUGCCUCUCUUCUUGUUUUGGUUUCUUCGUUCGACGCAACCACGUGAAUUCAGUUCUUGAUAUUGUCGGGAAGUAAACUCAGAAUCGACUAUCGGGACUAUGGAAUAAAAGAAGUUGGAAAAAAAAAAAACAUCACGUCGACUGCUGGCAUAAAAAUAUAAUUUUCAUUCUCCCGGUGUCCCAUGACUUGAAAGUGACUUUCCCGAUGACUGAAUCCUUGCCGGAUUUUCAAAUGAGUGGGGCCAACGGACUCCCAUUUGCAUGAGUGUUUCUUUCCCUCGAAAAUGUCAUGUCCUCAAUUUGGUUAUAACGGAUCUACAACGACUACCCAGUUGCUGAUGGCCGGCCAGUCCGGCCAGCCCGCCCCAGCGUCCGGAACCGGCGGAGGAGCGGGUUCGGGCGGUGGCCAACCCUGCUGCGAGUCCGGCCGACCGGUGCUCACGGACCCCCUGACCGGACAGACGGUCUGCUCGUGCCAGUACGACGCGCAGUUGCUCGGCUACCAGCGCCUCGCCGCCUCCGGGCUCCCGGCCCUCAACGUGUACGGCACGGCGGCCGCUGCGGCCGCCGCCGCCGCAGCCGCCUACGGCUCAGAGCAGGGGUUCCUGCCGCUCUCCGCCGAGCAGUCGGCCUUCUACUCGCCCACGGCGAAUGGUUUCGACUUGAAAGACAACCUAGAAGCAUGGCGAAGCCUCCCCUACACAGCAUCCAUGUACUACCCCUAUGACUCCGCUGCUUUGGCAGGUUACCCAUUUCCUAACGGGUAUGGUGUCGACUUAAACGGUGCAAGGCGGAAGAACGCGACGCGCGAAACGACGAGUACACUAAAGGCGUGGCUCAACGAACACCGCAAGAACCCCUACCCAACGAAAGGGGAGAAGAUCAUGUUGGCGAUCAUCACAAAAAUGACUCUGACGCAGGUCUCGACAUGGUUUGCGAACGCUCGGAGGAGGCUGAAGAAAGAGAACAAGAUGACGUGGUCGCCGAGGAACAGGUGCGAAGACGAUGACCUCGAUGACCGGGAGGACGGAGAGCAGAGGAUCAAAGAAUCCGACAGCAAGAGGUCGGAGAAGGAUGGGGACGUGGAGAGGCGGAGAGAUGAACAUCAUCAUAACAGGCAGAGUACAGGUUCCGAUGACGGCAAGAUGGACUUCGUGGACGUCGACGACGACUGCAAGUCAUGUGCCUCCACAAGCACCGACGGCCACGUGAUCACGAACAGCUCCGACAAGGAGAACUGCCACCUCCUCAAAACCCAAAGGGUUCCGAGCCCCAUCUCGGACGCCUCCCUCGGAUCCGAAGAUUCGUCUGAGGAGCCGCCCUCGACGGAGCUUCCUUCCCAACCGCCCCCGCAACAGCCGCCCCAGCAGAACAAGCCCCGGAUCUGGUCCAUCGUGGACACGGCGACCUCGACCCAGGGCCCCAGCAGCUCGGGGCCCCCCGGUCUCCUCGCCCCCGGUGCUUCCUCGCGAUUGAGCCCGCUCCAGAGGGCGGCCUACCUGAGCGGGCCCUACCCCAAGCCCGGUUCGUGGUACGCCGGCACGCUCGGCAACAUCGUGACCAGCGUGGGGGGCACGUUUCCCCUCUCGGCGGUCUACUCGUGCCCCCCCUCGGCGGAGUCCUCGGCGGUUUCGUCCCUGAACAGGCUAAGGACAGCUGCGGCCGCCUUCCCCGCCGGGGACCUCCACAAGGGGGGCGGGUCGCCGCCCCCCUCCGUCUUCAACCUGACGAGGUCGCCCGGUAGCGGCGGCGAACCACCGCCGCAUUCGCGAUCGAGCUCCGCGGCGGGCUCGGCGGCGGCGAUCGCAGCGAUGGCCAGCAGUGCAGCCAGCAGUGUUCUAAACAGCGCGCCCAGUCAAGGAAGGGUGAUCUCCUAAUGGGAUCUCACGAACUGAUCUUGAACUUUUUUUCAUCAGUGAUUGAACUUUGUCGAUACAAAAUGAUUAAGACUUUCAACUGUUGCGCAGUGAGUAAACACUUGACAUCCAAAAGACAAAAACAAUUAUAAUGCAGCAUCAGUUUUACCCUAGCUACGUCUAUUUUCGAUAAUCGUGUCAAGAAAACAUUUUUUUCCUUUAGAAGUUAAGGUUUCAAUUAUUUAUUAUAUUUGAUUUUUGUUCGUUCGUAUCAUUUGUGAGGUUUGACUAUUAGUUGCGGCAGUGAGAAACUGAGAGAUACAAGUGGACUUUAUUACGUUUUGAGAAAAACGUGGGAUCAAAUCAUAAAUCGACUAUAAUUGAAAAAAAAAAAAAAAAAGAGAAAGAAAUAGAAAAUCUAAAACGUACUGUAUAGUAUCACCUACCAGAGCUCCUAUUCCAAUUUCUUGUCAUGAAGCAGCUGAGAGUUUCUUCUAAGGUUGUUAUCUCUAAACUUGAAAAUUUGACACUUAUGCUCCUUUGCUUCUCAUUGCUUCAGUUGAGGCAGUGGGAAGCAAAGGAAUGUAAGUGCAAAAAUUAAAAAUUUGGAGAAAACCAGUAGAAAUGGUAGGAGAACCUCUCCUUUGUUUUAAGGCAAGAGAUGUUAAGAUUAGCUCUGGAAGAUGCUGUAUAACAGCGUGAUUUAGAAUAGAAACAUAUUUCAAUGAAAGCCUACUAAGAAUCUGAACUUUAAAUGCGUUUUACUCGAUGCUCUAUGAAGUGCACUUACAUCUCUUUCCUUCUCACUGCCCUAUUGAUCAGGUCAGCGUUAUAUGGAACCUUUUCCUUUAAAAUUCAUACAAUAUUUUCAACUCUCUUAUUUAAGUUUAAAGCAAGUCAUGUAUUUCAUCUGUAGAUACUGAAACUCACAAUAAUAAUAAUAAUAAUAAAACAUGAGAAAUUUAUAUCUGGUGUGACCGUAUUUAAAUUUUACUGAAACCUUAAACAGAAUAUUAUUCCUUUUGGAUGUCAUGUCCUUUACUCUUGUUGUUUCAAGUGACUCGAAAGCAAAACUUUUCAGUGAAAUCAAAUAACGUUCCUCACAUCAGUGUAUUAUAAACUACUAUACAUAAAUUGCACCGGCAUGCAAUAAAAAUGUAUCUCUAAAACGAUUUUCAAAAGCAAUUCUGCAAUUGACCAGUCGACGCUAGGAGAAGAAAACAAAGUGCACAAAUUUUAAUACUGAACUGAAGUUGAAACUUUCUCUGCUUUAGCUGAAAAAAAUUCCGUUGAACUUUGAUUGAAAACUUUACUGAAUAUAUCUAUUAAAAUGAAAUUGAAACUACUAAUCUGCUUUAAUACGACAUUUAAGCGCCAUUUCACAGUAUUUUGUCCAAAUGUAGAGUCCGCAACGUGACACUUUUUUGCCUUAGCUAUUUAAAUUACAGUAUAAUCAGAACUUUUUUUUAGUCUCUGUGUUGGUAGGGCUAUCUCAAAAUUAAAUGAUGCACUAAUCAAACAGUAAACUAAAUAGUUUUGGCAAAAAAAGUGUCAUGUUGUUGACUCUUGAUUCACAUAAAAUACUGUGAAAUGGCCCUUAAAUAAAUAAACCACAGCAACUUUCACGUCUAUACGCAUAUUUUCCAAUUACUUUUCAUCUGAAACUUGAGCCAUAGAUUUAAAUCAUAGACAAGUUUUACUCACGGUUUAGCUACAUUCAGCGUUUUCAUUCAACACCCAACGGAAUUUCGUGAUUUAUACAACAUUUUUCAUACCCAUACCCAGUGAAAAAAAGUGCACGGACUCAACGACUCCCUAGCAAAGAGAGAGUUACCCGACUCACAAAAGCCAAAUGUUUUUCCUAAAAAAAAAACUUCGUUCAUUAUCAGUGUGACUUUUAUAAACCAAAGCAUGUACAUAGUCGACAUAAAAUAGAUAAAUAUAUGUGUACAAAUGUUGUUUGAGAGCCUGCUGUUUCGUUGCGAGGGCAGCAGGGGCUGAAGUUUAAUUUAUUUCCCGGUCGCGGAAGUUCGAGGACGGUGAGCUAACAAGCAAUGAGAGAUUUAUCUUUGAUGGAAGUUGACAAACUUUCCUCCGCUUCCUCUUCUCCGGAGUUGCCAUCUCCUUGUUGUCAAUGAUGAACUCUGUUUAUGUAUCAAUAAAAUGAAAAAGUGUUUC
Molecule: messenger RNA, 4094 nt
Organism: Uloborus diversus
Lineage: Eukaryota; Metazoa; Arthropoda; Arachnida; Araneae; Uloboridae
Product: iroquois-class homeodomain protein IRX-6-like
Exons: 5
Coding region: 345-1937 (530 amino acids)
Biological process (GO): cell development; neuron differentiation; regulation of transcription by RNA polymerase II
Cellular component (GO): nucleus
Molecular function (GO): RNA polymerase II cis-regulatory region sequence-specific DNA binding; DNA-binding transcription factor activity, RNA polymerase II-specific
Source: RefSeq, a predicted model, not a curated record